AUGCACGGACGCACGAUCCUUCUUGUUGCAUCCUUGGUGUUGCCGCUGAUCGCUGCGCCUUUGCCGUGGCAUGAGAGUAGCUCCCUAAACGCUGAAAUCAAUCGUCGCGACGAAGUUUCCUUGGCCGAAGAACUUCCUGAUGUCCUUAAACGUAACCCAAUAAUCGAAGCACUACCGGUGGAGGCUCGGCCUGACAUCGUCAUUGAGGGCAAGCGUGAAGAGUCUCUGACGAAUGUUAAAGAAGAAGUCGACGAGGAUGAUGUAGAUAUUGGAGAUAAGAUUGCGGAUCACACCUCUGAGAAGAGGGUGAUCCGUCCAACAGAUGGCUGGCACAAGAGGGUGAUCCGCCCAACAGAUGGCUGGCACAAGAGAGUGAUCCGUCCAACAGAUGGCUGGCACAAGAGGGUGAUCCGUCCAACAGAUGGCUGGCACAAGAGGGUGAUCCGCCCAACAGAUGGCUGGCACAAGAGAGUGAUCCGUCCAACAAGUGGCUGGAGAAAGAUCAAAAAGUCGUUCGUCGACCGGGCCUAUGGAAUGCUUUUUGGUUGA
Molecule: messenger RNA, 549 nt
Organism: Cucurbitaria berberidis CBS 394.84
Lineage: Eukaryota; Fungi; Ascomycota; Dothideomycetes; Pleosporales; Cucurbitariaceae
Exons: 2
Coding region: 1-549 (182 amino acids)
Source: RefSeq, a predicted model, not a curated record